Osmerus eperlanus (European smelt) is the source of this 370-nucleotide messenger RNA. RefSeq names its product slit homolog 2 protein-like. Gene Ontology annotation, biological process: cell surface receptor signaling pathway. The record is from RefSeq and is a predicted model, not a curated record. Bases 11 to 346 code for a protein of 111 amino acids. The transcript is spliced from 4 exons. Gene Ontology annotation, cellular component: plasma membrane. NCBI's taxonomy places the organism in Eukaryota, Metazoa, Chordata, Actinopteri, Osmeriformes, Osmeridae. Gene Ontology annotation, molecular function: protein binding.
GAGUGAGAACAUGAUCCAGUCCAUCCCCAGGAAGGCCUUCAGAGGAGCCACUGACAUCAAGAAUCUUCAGCUGGAUAAGAAUCACAUCAGCUGUGUUGAAGAUGGUGCCUUCAGGGCUCUGCGGAGUCUGGAAGUGCUGACUUUGAACAACAACAACAUCAGCAGCAUCCCAGUCUCCAGCUUCAACCACAUGCCCAAGCUGCGUACCUUCCGGCUUCACUCCAACAACCUGAACUGUGAUUGUCAUCUCUCCUGGUUGCUCAGUGGCUCCGACAGAGGCCUACGAUUGGUCUGUUCACCCAGUGCACCGCCCCCCCCUCCCUCUACGGGGGCUCAACGUGGCUGAGAUACAGAAGCAUGAGUUCACCUG